Malania oleifera is the source of this 1312-nucleotide messenger RNA. RefSeq lists its product as uncharacterized. The coding region runs from base 112 to 1056 and encodes 314 amino acids. The transcript is spliced from 4 exons. NCBI's taxonomy places the organism in Eukaryota, Viridiplantae, Streptophyta, Magnoliopsida, Santalales, Ximeniaceae. The record is from RefSeq and is a predicted model, not a curated record.
GUCUACGUGCAGUUUUAGGCUUUCAGUUAUCAUCUUCUCCAUCUUCUUGCGAUCUAAUUGCAUACGAAAGCAUCGAUCGAAACUACUGUUUGGAAAAUAAAUUACAAGGAAAUGGGGCAAGGACAGGAAGUGAAGACCAAAACCCAACCCAAACUAGAGAUUCAGGAAAGAGGGGAGAUAUUCUUCUUUUACAGGCCUAAGGUGGGGAAGGAGAAAGUAGGGAGCGCAGAGGACGUGCAGAGAUUGUACAUCUUUCUUCGGCCGGAGUCCGGCGAGAGGUGCGUGGAGGAGAAGCAGGACCCUUCCUCCGGCAAGGAAGGAACCAAAAAUGAAAACUCUGCUUCUCAUGAAAGUAGCAGUACAGAGGGUGGACAUGGUACCCAGGAAGUAAACAUUGAGAAGGAGCCUUUGUUGCGGCUUGUGGUGAUGGGUCGGAAAAGCCUGCCUAACCCAAGCCAGAAAGGCCGACCCUACUGGGGUUUUGUAGAUAUGGUCACCACAAAGAUUGAAGAUGUCAAGACUGCUCUUGAAGGAGAGGAGUACGAAACUGCAACAAGAGGACACCGACAUAAAUCUGCAGCAAGGGCGUUGGGAGAAGGCAUUUACCGCAUUUUAAGGCACAACCCGGACAAGAGGGCGCACACACAUUUGAUCUACAAACUCGAACUCCUGCCAGAAGACAAAGAGAAUGAGCCUGAGCCUCAGGAGUCGCUUAAUGUCGAGCGGGAAGGCUCAUUCCUCGUACAAAUAAAGAACCCAGAACAACCGGGCAGCUCCCAGUUCAGAGGACUUCAGAGAAAACGCAAGGCUGUCUUCCCCGCCCACCUGCAAGGAAAGUUCGGGCGAUUGCGGUUCAUCCCGGCUGAUCCACCGGACUUUUUGAACUACGAAGGGUGUAAGCUUUUGCUCAUAUCGGCUUCAGACGACAUGGAGGAGGAGCUGGGGCUGGAGCUGAAGGCAGAAAUUGGCGAGCCAGAUGAAUCGUGUUCCGAUUUGGUGAAGUCUUUUGGGGAGACUGCAUCUACAAGUGCCCUUCUCAGGGGCUCUUGGGCCUAAAUAUCAAUUAAGGUUUCUGGAGAGAACACCUGCCUUCAGAGUUUUGACCCCCAACCAAAAAAUGAGGUGGUGUGUUCUUUUUCGUUGGGACUCUGCAUGCCAGUAUUAGGAGAGCUGUCAGCUGUGUGUUCACUUUUGCGCUUUCUAGCCACAUGGAUGGUGAGAUCUUUUGUACUAGCAUCCUUUGUGGAUGUUAAACUUUUAAGUGCUUUGUAUGUGUCCAGAAAUGAAAAUACAAUUUUCUUUACAACCCAAA